UCCUCACCUUUGCACUGGGACCUCGCUUUCACUAGCAAGAGCCAUGCCUCUGCCCAGGCAGGUGACUGCCUGGAAUUGGGCAUAAAUGCCCAAUUGGACUCCCAAGUGCCCAAUUCCAGGCAAGCCCCUGUCUGGGCAGGAGCAUGAUUUCUUCCAGUGUUUUUACAUUUCCAUUUUCCGUCCUUGAUUCUGUGCGGCUUUCAGUGUCGUGUGGUGAUUAAAUUCUCCAAGCGCUUCAUUCGCUAGUUUCUUCUUUUCUCACUCGUAAUCCUCGACGUAGCAUAGUAUCGGUUUUUUUGGAUACUUGGGACUUUUCAGUGUAAUUGGGACAUUUUUAAAGCAGUGAAGACAGUGAAGAUUGUAUACCCAAACGGUUUUUUUCACAUAGGGUGGAUCGUUAGAGAAUGUCUCAGUUAGGGUUAGAAAUUAUUUCAGUUUCUGCGGACCUUCGAGGCGGAACUGGAGACGACAUUCGAAUGGUCAUAUGUUUGCAGUUUCCACGUUGUUACUUUCUGUGCCCUGAAUUUCUGUUCUAUGCUGCAAUUCCACAUUCUGCUCACAUCGAAGUUAUUUCCAGGCUAGUAGGUUAUCGGUCUCUUAUGCUAUCGGGUUGUCUAUUGGUGCAAGAAGUUGGUCCUAUAAAUGUGGCUGUAAAGCGGUUGGACAUGUUUUUCGAGUGGAAGAGAUACUGGACCAAGUAUUUAUGCUGAUGUUUCAGAUAUAUAGCAUAACAGAAAUUGGGGAUUUGCCACAGAUUAGUUUCCAACGAUUUACGGUCUUGAUUGAUGUUUGUAGCUCACCAAUCGUAUAAAACCAACGUCACCACGAUUGAUCAUUCUGCAGAGUUGA
Messenger RNA from Physcomitrium patens, 849 nucleotides. RefSeq lists its product as uncharacterized. The record is from RefSeq and is a predicted model, not a curated record. NCBI's taxonomy places the organism in Eukaryota, Viridiplantae, Streptophyta, Bryopsida, Funariales, Funariaceae.